Linepithema humile (Argentine ant) is the source of this 1898-nucleotide messenger RNA. Its product is annotated as p21-activated protein kinase-interacting protein 1-like. The record is from RefSeq and is a predicted model, not a curated record. Lineage: Eukaryota; Metazoa; Arthropoda; Insecta; Hymenoptera; Formicidae. Gene Ontology annotation, molecular function: protein binding; catalytic activity.
AUUAUUAUAAGUCUUAAAGUCUACUAUCUACUUUCCUGGCAGCAAUUAAAGAAUAAUGCAAUCAUUUUUAAAUAGAGCGAAAUUGUUGAUUUUUCUGUUAUUAGCUAACGGUAACGUACUGUAAACAGUUGGACGCGAUAGGGCGUUCUAAUGGCUAUAGAAAUGGUGCCACUGAAAAUGUCUCGAAUGGAGUUGGAUAGAUCGUGCAUCGUGUUAUGCAUACACGUGUGAAUAUAUACUGUACCGGUGGAUGUGACGAAAAAAAUUAAGAAAGAUGUAUCCGAGUUUGUCGAAUCCGUUCGAAAUCAUAGUGGGAACGUAUGAGCAAUAUCUGCUCGGCUAUAAAGUGCAAAACAUUGUAAAUGAGUACCAAGUAGAGAAGAGCUUUGCGACUCACAGUCAUCUUGCAAGUGUACGCAGUGUUGCCAGUAAUAAACGCUACCUAGCUUCUGCCGGUGCAGAUGAAACAGUGUGUCUAUAUGAUAUGCGUCAAAGGAGAGAAUCUGGCAAAUUGAUGCAUCAUACAGAUACAAUCAAUUGUGUUACGUUCACUCCAGAAGGCUCGCAUCUGUUCACGUGCAGUAAGGAUGGAAGUAUAGGCGCUAUUCGCUGCGGCAAUUGGCAAAUGGAGAAACUCUGGCCAACUGCACACAAAGGUUCAGCUGUCAAUACUCUAGCGAUUCAUCCAUCAGGGAAGUUAGCAUUGUCUACCGGGGAAGACGGGACGCUUAGGACAUGGAAUCUGAUCAAAGGCAGGCAAGCUUAUGCUAUUAAUUUAGUGCCAACGUUAAAGAAUGAAGCUAAGUGGAUAACAAUCGUCAAAUGGAGUCCAAGCGGCGAAAAGUAUCUAUUAGCUGUUAAUCAGAACAUAUAUAUGUAUUCUGUAGAAACAGCUGGCAUAGAUAACAAGCUUGUUUUUGACUCGAAAGUUGUUUGCGUGGAAUUUUUAACAGAGGACUUGAUUGCGGUUGGCUUCGAAAACGGCAAGAUCGUAUUUUACGAUUUGAAAUCCUCGGAACAUACGGUGAAUACGAAGGCGCAUAAUAUGAGAGUGAAGUGCAUCUCGCACAUGAAUGAUCUGUUAGUUAGCGCUUCCAGUUCCGGAGAAAUAAAACUUUGGAGAUACGAUACGCAUGGCUUAAAUAUGCUGAAAGCCGUUAAUUGUGGUACUAGAAUCACUUGUCUUUCUCUGGCAGAAGUCUGCAAAGAUUUAAAGCCCGAAAAAGAAUUGAAGUUGGACGAGGAAGAAGAAAAUGAAGAAGAAAUAAAGAAAAGCAAGGUCAGGUUGAGGCAAGAGGUUAUUAUUGAAAAUGAAGACGAAUUAGAAGUCAUAGGCAUUACAAAUCCCAAGGUAAAGGCAUCAAAAACGAAGCAUAAAAAAAAGAGAGCUAUAGAAGAUACUGAAGACGAUGUUCAGAAUUCGAAAAAGAAAAUUUUAAAAUCGAAAGAGGUUGUUCAAAAGAAGAAGAGAAACAGAUCGUUGGACGUAGAAGAAGUCGCUAAAUCAAAGAAAAAGAAGAAGCUACUACCGCCUGAGACAAGCCCUCCGAAAAAACGAAAAGAAAACGGUUCUGCACCGCAAGCGACUUUACCAGCAAAGAAGAUAAAAAAAACUGACAAAGUUGAGGAAUCAUCUCUCCCACACAAGAGGCACAAAAUAAAGUCACCCAUGACAGACGCUCCGCUUAAAAAGACGAGAAGCAAAGUGAAAGGAGAAGGAAUUGUGCCGAAAAAGAAAAAAAAGAAAUUGAUGAAAUAAAUUAGGAUUCAAUUGAAAGGUCUUUUUAUAAAAGUCAUUAUUCUCUUCUUCCGUGUGAUAUUUACAUCAUAAGCUUAAAAUUAAGAGUAGCACUUAUUAAGUGUGUAAUAAAUUACUCGCUAGUUCCUAUAAUUGUAAA